Molecule: messenger RNA, 1107 nt
Organism: Nipponia nippon (crested ibis)
Lineage: Eukaryota; Metazoa; Chordata; Aves; Pelecaniformes; Threskiornithidae
Source: RefSeq, a predicted model, not a curated record
AUGACAGAGAAGGAAGUGCCAGAGCCACCAGCUCCACCUGCUCCAGGUGGGAAACCCAAGAGCCGGCUACAGAAGCUGAAGCAACUUUUCCAGCGAAAGCCCAAGGAGGAGAUGGCGCCAGAGCCACAGCCCAACGGGGAACUUGUCAGCCCCUCAGGGGGACCCAUCUACUACAUCUAUGAGGAGGAGGAAGAGGAGGAAGAGGAGGAGGAGCCUGAGCCCCCUCCCGAGCCCCAGAAACUUGUCAAUGACAAACCCCACAAGUUCAAAGAUCAUUACUUCAAAAAGCCCAAGUUCUGUGAUGUUUGUGCCCGCAUGAUUGUCCUCAACAACAAAUUUGGCCUGAGGUGCAAGAACUGCAAAACCAACAUCCACCACCACUGCCAGUCCUAUGUGGAGAUGCAGCGCUGCUUUGGCAAAAUCCCCCCGGGGUUUCGCCGAGCAUACAGCUCACCCCUCUAUAGCGACCAGCAAUAUGCCUGCGUCAAGGAGCUGCUCUCGGCAGCCAACAGGAGCGACCCCGUGUUCGAAACCCUGCGGACGGGCGUCAUUAUGGCCAACAAGGAGCGGAAGAAAGGGCAAGAUGACAAGAAAAACCCUUUGGCUGCUAUGAUGGAUGAGGAACCAGAGGCCACAAAGCCAGAAAAGGGCAAAACCGAGGGUGGCACCUCUGAAGGGGACAAGACAACUGAGAAGAGCCCAACAGAUGACAAGAACAAGAAGCCACAGCCAGGGAUUCGUGGUGGCUAUCUGCAGUCUCACUAUUUCGUGGCACUUUAUCGCUUCAAAGCCCUGGAAAAAGAUGACCUGGAUUUCCCGCCAGGGGAGAAGAUCACGGUGGUCGAUGACUCCAACGAGGAGUGGUGGCGGGGGAAGAUUGGUGAAAAAAUUGGCUACUUCCCUCCAAACUUCAUCAUCCGGGUGCGGGCAGGUGAGCGGGUGCACAAGGUGACACGCUCCUUCGUGGGCAACCGGGAGAUCGGGCAGAUCACACUCAAGAAGGAUCAGAUUGUGGUGCAGAAGGGGGAGGAGGUGAAUGGUUACGUGAAAGUCUACACCGGCCGCAAAGUGGGGCUCUUCCCCGUGGACUUCCUGCAGGAGAUCUGA